Molecule: messenger RNA, 1251 nt
Organism: Paramacrobiotus metropolitanus
Lineage: Eukaryota; Metazoa; Tardigrada; Eutardigrada; Parachela; Macrobiotidae
Exons: 2
Coding region: 411-1091 (226 amino acids)
Molecular function (GO): DNA binding
Source: RefSeq, a predicted model, not a curated record
UUCGGAGCGGUUUGGACGGGUUUUCGUUACCAAACUUCGGAUUAGGAGUGGUUUCGGAGAUUAGGCCGUUCUAAAUGGACUGGUUUCGGAUGCAGUUGUGAAUCCGAAUUAUCCGUAAUUAUUAUUUAAAUUUUUAAAAAUUUGUUUUGUCUGUGAUUAUUGCGUGCUCCCCAUGCGUGGCGUUAUCUAGCAAACAAUAAGCAAUAAGAGCGGAAGUACAGUACUUAUUCUCCGUAAAGCGCUACCACCCUCACCCAAAGAUUACCGACGCGCGCGCACGCCAUGGUUGCCGCGUCGCAUGUGCGCGCAUUUAUUCAAGUCAAGUGUCGAAAACUGCUAAAACAAAUACCAAGUAUGUAGUUGUUUUCAUCAAUUUCUGCAACACAAGCUGUUUAUUUUUGUAAUUCGCGAUGUCAGAAGAUGCGAUCGAGAUUUCCAGCGACGAGGAUGCUUCAGCACCUAAGACUAGUUCAGGCAAAAAACGUUUGCAUUCCUUUUCGGAAAAAGUGUAUAAACGCGAAGAUGUAGUAUCUGGUUUGGACGGUGGCACCUUGUCGAAGGUGCAGGCCACCGGGGCCAGCAGACGUUCGCAGGUGUGGGAACAUUUUAUGGAAAUCCAUGAAGUUGGAUCUGGCGAUAUUUUACCAUACGUAUACUGUGUCUCGUGCAAAGAGGUUUUCAAGCACAUCUCGCGAAACGGCACUUCCCAUUUAUCCAGCCACAUCAGGGACUCCUGCAGGCCAGUUGUUGUGAAGAGCCAACCAAAAAUCACUUCCUUCGUUCAAAGUGGAAAAGCUCCAGUUGUUUCUGUUACUGCGAAGACAAUGGUCACGGAAAGCUGCGUUCGUUUUGUUGCAGAGGACAUGCGGUCGUUCGAGUCUGUGAAAGGGAACGGGUUUAUUCGACUUAUUCAAACAGCCAUUGACAUCGGCGACCAGUACGGAAAGGUUUCUGCAGCCGAACUUUUGCCACAUCCAACGACCGUGAGCCGAAAUGUAGAGAGCACUGCAAAAAAGUUGAGAGCAGCCUUAUUUCCAAAAAUAGCUGAAAUUCUGCGCACUGAUGGUGGAGCCGUGUCUUUUGAUUUUUAGACGGAUCCCUGCAACAGCGUGCAUUAUAUGGGAAUGACAGUUCACUAUAUCUCCGAUUGGAACCUAAUGGAGUAUGUUGUUUUCGUUUCGUGCUAUGAUCCGUCGGUCCGAAAGACUGCCAUAAAUGUGAGAAAGUUUUUAUCGGAGAAGCUUGCACUAC